Brenthis ino (lesser marbled fritillary) is the source of this 408-nucleotide messenger RNA. The record is from the annotation of a GenBank genome assembly. Lineage: Eukaryota; Metazoa; Arthropoda; Insecta; Lepidoptera; Nymphalidae.
AUGCAGGCAAUAUUAGUCAUAUUUAUAGUCAUAUCUUUUCUGGUAUUCUUUUGGAUUACUCACACAGUUCAGUCAGAAAGUCUACUAGUCAUUCCAACUGUGGGUAUACAAAGUUCAGUAAAAUAUGUUUGUGGAAGAGAAGAUUAUUUUGUACCAUGGUCGAGUAUAGAUGAUGUUAUUAUAAAUGAAGUUAUAAAAUUGAAUCGAGUUCUAUAUUUUCUCACUUUGAUAGUUAAAACUGGAAACUCUGCAAGUCAAGAUACAGAGUCUUUUAAAUUAAUACCAUUGUUUAAGUAUACCAAGCCUCGGCUAUUGAUGCUAGAGACUAUAUAUUCUGAAUUGCAAGCUUUAUUGACAGUAUCUACAAAAGAAGACACAGAAAUAGGCGCUGGAGACAAAAAACAGUUG